Molecule: messenger RNA, 1685 nt
Organism: Erpetoichthys calabaricus (reedfish)
Lineage: Eukaryota; Metazoa; Chordata; Cladistia; Polypteriformes; Polypteridae
Gene: dera
Product: deoxyribose-phosphate aldolase (putative)
Exons: 9
Coding region: 240-1196 (318 amino acids)
Biological process (GO): deoxyribonucleotide catabolic process; carbohydrate catabolic process
Cellular component (GO): cytoplasm
Molecular function (GO): deoxyribose-phosphate aldolase activity
Source: RefSeq, a predicted model, not a curated record
CUACAAACUCGUUGAAAUUCGUGUAUUGCGGCCCUGUGACUGUAAUGCUGCUCGGAGCUGCACGAAGCUGCUCGAGCAAGAACGCUGCCACUGAGCUUCGUCCUUUGAAGUAACUGUAUCUGACGCAGCUGCGCAAGUGUGGAUGUGACGUGUGGCAGAGGUGUUCUUUUUGCCUGCGCUGCUUAUGUACGGUGUGCUGUUGCCCUUUUACACGUUUUCUUCCUCAGUAAAUUGUGAAUAUGAGUUCCAGAAAUCCGGGAAUAGAGCUUGAUUUAGAAUGGAUCGCUAAAGUAAAAGUUAAUCAUCCAGCUGUCCUAAGACGGGCACAGCAAAUACAAAGUAGAAGAGCAGUGAAGAAAGAGUGGCAAGCUGCUUGGCUGUUGAGGGCAGUUACUUGUAUUGAUUUGACCACCCUGUCUGGAGAUGACUCUCCAUCCAAUGUGUACAGACUCUGCUUUAAAGCAAAACAUCCCAUCCGAGAAGACCUGCUGAAGAGCAUGAAUAUGCACAAUAAAGGUAUAACCACAGCUGCAGUUUGUGUCUACCCAUCCCGAGUGUCUGAUGCUGUAAAUGCUUUGGAGGCUGCCAAAUGUUGUAUUCCUGUUGCUUCAGUUGCUACUGGGUUUCCUGCUGGACAAACACCAUUAAAAGCUCGCCUGGAAGAAAUACGUGUAGCUGUUGAAAAUGGAGCUCGAGAAAUUGAUGUUGUUAUCAACCGGACUCUUGCACUAACUGGACAGUGGGAAGAAUUAUACAAAGAAAUCAGUCAGUUCAGAGAAGCAUGUGGAGAAGCUCACUUGAAGACAAUCCUAGCUGUGGGUGAACUGGGCUCCUUUACCAACAUCUACAAAGCUAGCCUUGUUUCCAUGAUGGCAGGAUCAGACUUUAUAAAGACAUCAACCGGAAAAGAAUCGGUUAAUGCAACAUUCCCUGUUGCUUUAGUGAUGGUGAGAGCAAUACGGGACUAUUUCUGGAGGACUGGCUAUAAGGUGGGGUUUAAACCUGCUGGAGGAAUUCGUAGUGCUAAGGAGUCAAUUUCUUGGUUAUCUCUGAUGAAGGAAGAACUAGGAGACGAUUGGGUGAAACCACAGUUGUUUCGCUUGGGAGCAAGUACACUUCUAGCUGAUAUUGAAAGACAGAUAUUUCAUUAUGUGACUGGAAGAUAUGCUGCUUACCAUGAGCUACCUAUGUCUUAAAUGAACAUGAAAGUAUGAGCUUCAAGUGCAAAAAUAUAGUCAUUAUUUACUGUAUAAAGAAGAAAGAUAAAUAAUUUCUAAAAGCAUGUUUUGCUUUCUGAAAAGAUAGCUAAGUGUUUGUAGGCAAUAGUUACUUUAGAUACAAAGAGAACCAAUCUGAGAAUUUGAAGAACAUGUUUAAUCUGCUUUCUAAAUUAUAAAAGAGACAUGACUUUUCUGAAAUUGAAGUUUGCUUCAAUAUGAAUUAAUGCUAAUUAUAAUUAUUAUUACAUAAUUUUCUAUUGCAAUUUAAGGCAAACAAAAUAUUUUAGGUGAUUUAGAUACUUGUUACACCAAAACUUUUUAAAAACUUAAUCUUUUUUUUUUUUUGGUUUGUUGAAUUAAGCUGAAUUAAAAUGAUUUAGUAGUUAUAAUGUUCAGAUAACUAUUAAAGCUUAAUAUUACCAUUAUUUUUGUUCUGUAUGACUCUCUGAAUAAUGCAGAAUUUUC